AUGACAUCAACAGCAGUGAGAGUUGGUCUUCGUGUGAGACCUCUAACACAAAAGGAACAGUUAACAAAUUGUACCGAAUGUAUCACAUUUAUUCCAAACGAACCGCAGAUUCUAGUUGGCACUGAUAAAUCAUUCACAUAUGAUUAUGUAUUUGAUAAUAAUUCGGAACAGCAACAAGUCUAUGAAAAAGCAGCUUCACCUUUGUUAGAAAAGUUUGUUGAAGGUUUUAAUGCCACGAUUCUAGCUUAUGGCCAAACAGGAUCCGGAAAGACUUUCAGUAUGGGUACAGGACUGGAAAGUACUACAAACCCCGAACACGAAGGUAUUGUGCCACGUUGUAUUCUCGACCUUUUCCGAAAGUUACAAGAAAGAUCCGAAGCCAAUGAGGAUUUCAAGUAUGAAGUCUUCGUAUCUUUUCUAGAAUUAUACAAUGAAGAAUUGAUCGAUUUACUGAACCCCCAAAAUCAGCACAACAAAAGAAAAAGUGGUGUACCAGCUGCUGCGCCUGUCGAAGUCACGAUUCGUGAAGACAUUGCAGGAAAUAUCUACUGGAGUGGUGUCCGAGAAGAAAAAUGUGAAGAUCCUGAUGAAUUAAUACAGUUUCUCGCUAAAGGCUCCCUCUGUCGUACCACUGGUUCUACUGAAAUGAAUACUGUCUCUUCCCGUUCGCAUGCCGUUUUUUCAGUGAUCCUUAAACAACAAAAAUCUGACCAAGAUCCAUCAAUCACCAGUAAAUUUCAUUUUGUUGAUUUAGCGGGUUCUGAAAGACUGAAACGUACAAAUGCUCAAGGAGAUCGAGCAAGAGAAGGCAUUUCUAUCAACUCUGGCCUUUUGGCUCUUGGCAAUGUAAUCUCUGCUUUGGGUGAUGAUGCUCGUCGUACUUCACACGUACCUUACCGUGAUAGUAAAUUGACCCGUCUAUUACAAGAUUCGCUAGGUGGAAAUAGUCAAACUCUAAUGCUGGCAUGUGUCUCCCCGUCCGACUCUAAUUUUAUGGAAACAUUGAACACUUUAAAAUAUGCAAAUCGUGCUCGUAAUAUUAAAAACAGGGUGACAAUUAAUCAAGAUUUCGCUGGAUCAUCGAUUGAAGUGAAUCAGUUACGUGCACAAUUAGCGCGCCUUAGAAUCGAGCUAGCGUCUGUUAGGGCGGAUGCCACAUCCGGUAAUGCCGGUGAUAAUAGAACUUCACAUAAUCGGGGUGCAAACAACAGCAGCAGCCUCUAUGGCUCGAGCUACCAACGGGAUGAUGAAGUCCGUGCUUUACGUUCCGAAGUAGCACGAUUAAAAAACCGAAUCCAAGACAUGGCUACAAAUAUCAUACAAAUCACAAGCGAACGUGAUACCAUGAUCAUGGAGCGCGACUUAGGUGAAUUUAUGAAUGAUCACGCUGAGGUCGGAGAUGCGGGUGACUUUAUCAUGACAACAAGCCGUCGAAGCUCUUAUAUAGUCGAUGGUGACGCAACCGUUCCCGUUUCACAAAACCCGGUCAAGACACAUCCGUUGGUAGCACAAUAUCAAAAGACCAUUCAAGAUUUGACCAAUGAAUUAUCAGAUACCCGUGAUCAGCUAACGUUCCUUGAAAAUACUAAAUCCGCUAUGGCCAUGGGAGGAACUACGCCCAUGUCCUUUUCGGGAACAACGUUUUACCAACCUGAUCAAUCGUUAUCUACAUCUUCUCGACGUCGCAAUAACAAACAAAACCAAAAACGCGGUAAAAGAACGAAAACCUCUUCUGCUAGUUCAAGCACUGUCACAUCGUCGAUCACAGCCCGCAAAACUAAACGUUCUGUUAGAAUCGUUCCUUCUCAAAGUUCUAGUCUCAGAACCUCACGUAAAAAACGUAACCCAAUUAGAAACUAUGCGGAUGAAGAUGAUCAAGACGAAGGAUACAUUAAUGAAGACAUCGAUGAAGAUGAAAUCAAACAAAGUAUUGCCAAGGCUAAAGCUGAGAUUCAAAAGGGUAUGGAAGUACUUGACCUGAUCAAACCAAUGGAAGAAGCCGCACAGUCCUGGGAAGAUGAACUUGAAGCUUUCGAAAGGGCCGAGAAGGCAAUGUAUGAAAAGACUAGCCAGAUUGAAAGAUCUGAGUCUGACGAAGGUGUUUACACUUCCUCAUCCUCACCCGUCGAUGAUUCACAUCGUGAUAUGGAUUUAAUGAUGGAGAUUGAGGCUUUAUCUGUGCCUUCUUGGGAUCACAAAUCUACAACUACUCAUAGAAAAUCAAAACAAUCCUUUGAUGAUGAUGAUAACUCUUCUUCGUCGUCAUUGAACUCUUCCAUAAACAACCGCCAUGAUUUCAUCAAUGUGGCUACGCAUGAAAAGCAAAACCCUCAAAUGGUGCGUAUGCUUCAUCAAAUCCAAUCUGAUAUUCGUGUUAAAGAAGAGCUUGUUUCUCAUCUUGAAAAAUCAGAGACCAAGUUUUCCUUCAUGCGUCGCAAAUUUGACGAAAAGGUUUCUCAGUUACACUCUCAAUUAACUGAACUUCAAAAUGAUCGCGAUCAUGCCUUGGCCAAAACCAAAUCAAAUUUUGCAUCCGCUCCCAACCGUGCUGAUAUAACUAUGCAAAUGAAGGAAAAGCAGCAAUUGAUUGAAACACGUCAUGUGUAUGAAAACAAAAUGAAGCAACUUGUUUUAGAAAUUCAUGAAUUGAAACGUAACUAUUCUCGCACAAUCAUGAACAUGCAAUCUACACGUAAUCAACACGAAUCGUUAUUGAGAUCACUUCGCGUUAAUGUUGAAACUCUCAAGGUCGAAAAGAAACGCAUGAUCAAGCGCAUGAAGCAAGAAACUGAACGUGUUCGUGAGCAAAUGGCUGUUCAAGAAAGAAAAAUCUCAAAGUUACAGAGACAACAUACUGAGGUGAAUCAUGCUAGAUCAAGACUUGAACGCGAACAUGAAGCUCAAAAGUUGACCCUGAAACGCCGUGAUAAAGAGAUUUUAAUAAAUACCAGUCAAUUGAAGCAGUUAACUGAUAUGUUGAAGAAGGCUGUCCGCGAAGGCGGUGUGCUUGAUGAUCAUCUUUUAGGUAAGGUAUCUCAUAUUAUGGGUGGAAACUUUGCUGCUGUAGCUCGCCGUGGCGGUAUGCGUAAUCUCCCUGGUUUCCAUCAAGUCCGUAAGCGAAAGAAUCCUAUUCCCGUUAAUGUGCGUGUAUCGCGUAAGAAGCAAUUACUCGACAAGAUGUUAUAUCAAUUCAUUCAAGGAAAGCAAGCUAUUGUUGAAAUGGAACAAAUUCUAUUUAGAAGAGAGAGACUUGCAUCUGAAAAGAUCGAACUUUUAGAAGAAAGAAAGAGUAUUUUCAUGGCAGAGAAAGAUACAGCUGAAUUAACCGGUGAACCCAUGGAUAUGCUUGCUAUCGAUUUAGCCGACGAACGUAUUGACUUGAUCGAAGCGGAAAUCUCAUAUUUAUCCGCUCGUAUUAGAGCCUUACAAUCAGAAGCUGCAGGUGAGGCAGAUGAAUUGUCGGCACAUUCCCCUGAUAGUGGUAGUGGUAGAUUACAAGAAAAGCGAAAGGUUACAUUUGCUGAUGAAAUUGUAAGUGAUCCCCCAGCAAGCGAUGAGUGGGCUGAUAUGGAUGCAUUUGAAGAACAAUUCAAUGUACCAUCUAAUGCUGCUCCUGAGUUGGUAUAUGACAUCACUCUUAAACUGUUAAAAACUUUGGAGGCCGAUGAAUGUCGUAGUAUCACAGAAGCCCUGGUUGAUGAUAUUUCCAACGCUCGUAUGAGUGAAUGUAACCGUCAAAUGACUAUGCAGAAUCUCGAAAAGACAGUUCAAGAUUUGCGUAGAACACUCAUAGUCAUGAAACGGGCUGCUAUUGCUACAACUGUCGAAAAUGAGCGUAGAAUCAGAAAGUUGGAGGAUAAAAAUAAUGGCGUAGGCAAGUCAGCCGAGCAUAUGGACAACAAAAUCGAAGAUUAUAUUAUGAACAGUGGAAAUACUAUUUUCGAUAAAAUCUACGAGGACGGUUUGAGAGGUAUGAUCGGUACUCCAGAACCUGACUUUAUGUUGGCUGAAUCACUCAUGUUGGCCGAUUCACCAGACGAAGCAUCCGUCUCCUCCUCAAGUUACGAAAGAAGAAGUAGCACGCAUUCAGAAGGACUUAUGCCACCACCUUCUCCACUUACCUUACCAACCUACACUUCAACUACAACUAAUGCUGCUAAUAACUUGAUGUUGUCACCCACUCGUCCACCCACUAGCACGGGUGUUCGACCACCUGCCACUUUGACUGACAAGGGCGGUGUGUUGCGUGUGAGUAACAGUAGCUACCCAGCUCGUGACUUAACACCUUCUCCAGAUCGUUUCUAUAAUAUGAUCCAAAAGCGUCUCUCGUGGCAACAACGUGUAGGAGGAUCCGAGUCACCUAUACCCAUGACUAUGGUGAAUCCUGCUGAGUUUGUCAGAUAUGCUAAUGAUCGCGAAUCAUCCACUUCUUCCAUCCAUAGUGGUCAUCUGCGUAGAGCCUCUCUCCAAUCUGAUUAUUCUUCUUCUCAAAACUCAUACGGAAAUGUGGCAGGUCCUCCCACCAUCUCCUCAACACAAAGCUCGUUGAGAAAGAGAUCUUCUUCGGUCCAACAACCACCUGUACAGCCCCAGUUACUUCAGCAGCAACAAGCUAGAAGACGCGCCUCUUUAAGAGAACUGUCACUCAAGGGUACAAAUGGAUCCCCCAUGUCACAAACAAAUAGUACUGCUAGCUAUAUAGAUUACGAUCAUGAGCCAACAGUUAGUAUGUCAUACCAAAGAGUUCCUCAACAAGCGCAAAACGUCAAACGACCACCCCUUGUGAGUGCAUCCACCAUGGUUGACAGAGCAAGCACACCCACGGGUCAUAACGUAUUUGCCCGCUUAUCACAAACACCUACCAGGGCAUCUCAAGCAAAGGUAUCUCAUCGACAUAGUAGCAGUAGUAUGGAUGAGCUUCGACAAAGAUGGGAGCUUGAACGUACGUCAAGUGCCAUGAGUGGUUCUUAUUGUGGCGAUUAA
Messenger RNA from Mucor mucedo, 4983 nucleotides. RefSeq lists its product as uncharacterized. Gene Ontology annotation, biological process: microtubule-based movement; mitotic spindle organization. Lineage: Eukaryota; Fungi; Mucoromycota; Mucoromycetes; Mucorales; Mucoraceae. The transcript has 6 exons. The record is from RefSeq and is a predicted model, not a curated record. Gene Ontology annotation, molecular function: microtubule motor activity; ATP binding; microtubule binding. Bases 1 to 4983 code for a protein of 1660 amino acids.